AUGAGUAAUAGUAACAACACAAACAAAAUAACAAACUAUUUUACAUCGUCGUCGUCAUCAUCAUCAUCUUCAUCGACGGUCGAUGAGAAUAGUGGUAAUGGUAAUAACAAUGGCAACAAAAAGAGACCAUCACCAGUAUCUAGAAAUGAUACUAUAUUGGAUCCAGUUCAAUUACAAGAUCUAAACAAUUCAAAUAACAAUAACAAUAAUAAUACAAAUAAUGGUAGUCGACAAUCAACAUCACCUACUUUGUCAUAUUCUACAUCGACUACAUCAACAACAUCAACAUCAACAAUUAAACAAGGAUCAACAGUAAAAUCAGAACCAACACAACCACAACAAGAUACUAUUCAAAUUGAUUCACAAACAAAAAAGAGAUCCAAACUAACUGAAUCUAAUAAUAAUAACAAUAAUAACAAUAACAAUAAUAAUAAUAAUAAUAAUAAUAAUAAUAAUAAUAAUAAUAAUAAUCAACAACAACAAAAAGAUAAAUUGGAAGAAGAUAUUGAAUUUGAAUUUGAAGAUGAAGGAGAAGAUUCAAAGACUAUAUUUUUAGUUGGAGAACCUGGAGAACCAACAAGAGAUACUUAUAAUGGAGACUAUGUUAAAUUGCCAUGUUCAUCAAAGAAUGUAUAUAAAAAGGAGGACAAGUAUCUCAGCAAGUGGUAUCUUAUCUGCACUGUAUUCAUGAAUCCAAUCAAGAAUAGUGAAGAACUAGAAGAUGCCAUCAAAGAGAUUAACCCUCGAUGCAAUUGGAACUUUCAAGGAUUACAUGACUUUUUCGAGACCGAGUACAGUGAAGCAGAGGCAUUGGAGUUCUUUACAAAGAUCCUCCCAAAGAUUAUCAAAUUGGCACUCGAGAUGCCCAAUCUCUUUCCUCGUCCCAUUCCACUACUCAAACAAAAUGUAGAUAGAGAAAUUGUACUUUCUCAACGUCAAGUGUCUUGUCUAAUGGCAAAUGCUCUUCUCUGUACUUUUACUCGUCAAGGUCCAAAUGUCAAACAUCGAAACAACUUCCCAUCUGUCAACUUUCACUCUCUCUACUCUGCUCCCUUGUCUCCUGCUAGAUCUGCCAAACUUAAAUGUAUUAUUCAUUAUUUUAAAAAGAUUUUAAAUCAACCAAUUAUUAAAUUGGAAGAAAGUUUAAUAUCAUAUCAUAGACAAGUUUUAAGUGAUGAUGAAACACCAGAUUGGGAAAGUAGUAAAGUUUUAUUAAGAAAUCUAACUUGUUUGGCUGAUGGUACCAUUGAAGAAAAUGGUAUUGGAAUGUUACAAGUUGAUUUUGCCAAUAAAGUAAUUGGUGGUGGUGUUUUAGGUCAUGGAUGUGUUCAAGAAGAAAUUAGAUUUUUAAUUAAUCCAGAAUUAAUUAUAUCUAGAUUGUUUGUUGAAGAAUUGGCAGAAAAUGAGACUGUUAUUAUUAUUGGAACUGAACAAUUCUCAAAAUACAGUGGCUAUGGAGAUACAUUCACAUGGGCAGGAGACUUUAACGAUGAGACUGAUAGAGACUCACUUGGUAGAAGAAAGACAUCGAUUGUUGCAAUGGACGCUAUCAAAAUGUAUGGUGAUCGAUUCAAGCAAUUUGCACCAAUACAUGUUGGAAGAGAGUUGUUAAAGUCAUAUUGUGCCUUUUUCGAUCGUUUGUCUGCCACUGUUCUUUCACCUGUUGCCUCUGGUAACUGGGGUUGUGGUGUCUUUGGUGGAGACAAGCACCUCAAAUCGAUCAUUCAAUACAUGUCCUCUUCACAAGCCGGCAGAGAUCUUGUGUACCAUGCCUAUGGCGAUCCCCAGUUCUCACAGGAACUCCUCAGUAUUGUUGUCAAGCUCCAAUCAAGUGGUGCUACCAUAGGAGAAUUGUAUGACUCUCUUUGGCAAUACUAUACAUUAAUGCAACAAUCAAAAUCGAGUUUAAGUUUAUUUCAAUAUCUUGAAGCUCGUUUUGGUUAA
Molecule: messenger RNA, 1944 nt
Organism: Cavenderia fasciculata
Lineage: Eukaryota; Evosea; Eumycetozoa; Acytosteliales; Cavenderiaceae
Gene: parG
Product: poly (ADP-ribose) glycohydrolase
Exons: 3
Coding region: 1-1944 (647 amino acids)
Biological process (GO): ATP generation from poly-ADP-D-ribose; carbohydrate metabolic process; regulation of DNA repair
Cellular component (GO): nucleus; cytoplasm
Molecular function (GO): poly(ADP-ribose) glycohydrolase activity
Source: RefSeq, a predicted model, not a curated record